CAGCCUGAAUACUUCCGAUCGUUUCCGACCGCUUCCGACUCCCUGACAUCUCGAAUAAUCGUAAAAUUUCAUCGGAUUCAUUUUUUGUGAGAAUUCGUGUGAAAUCUGUUGAUCGUCGCAUAAGCUUGUAUCUAUCGGACUCUAUAUCAGCAGUGGAAGUCAAGAUGUUUAUUAAACCUUUCAAAAUUAAGUCUAAUAAUCAAUUGAAAGGUACCGAGAGGAAAAAAUUGUGCCAAGAUAUUUUAGCGGCGUAUCCAAUUCUGACAGACGAGGAAGUACAGUCAUUAAUUCCCAAAAAGGAGGCAAUCAGUGUCAUGAAAAUCACAACUCACAGUGGACACUUGGGCAAAUUAUACUGCGUUGCCAAAAUACCCAUGUUUUUCCAAGUCGACAAUAUACAUCACCCUCUGUUGCCGACCAUAUACAGCUUAUGGCAUCAUCCAAACUUGUUAACAAUCUUCACAACAAGACAUCCGGUGAUCUCGAAGUUAGCAAGCGGAGCGGAUUUAAUGUUGCCUGGAGUGGUUGUCAAAGAACCGGUGACCUUGUACUCUUUCGGUAAACUGCCAAAGGGUACGCCGGUUUCGGUAGAUACGGACGACAACAAGGCAUCGGUUGCUGUUGGUAUUACCGCGUUAUCCAGCGAGGACAUGUACAUGUCCGGUGGUUAUGGAAAAUGCAUAGAAAUACUGCAUGCGAUAGGAGACACGCUUUGCCAAUUGGGAAAACCACCUGCAAGACCAAACAUGGGACCAUCCCUAACUACCGAUGUUGAUAAAUUAGAGAACGCCGAACAAGAUACCGACCAAGCCAAUAAAAGCAACGAUAACUGGCUUGUCGACACGAUGAAUGAUUUACGAGUGUCCGAGGAGAACCUAACACACGAAUCUGCAGGAGAGGAAAAUGCAGAAGAUAACGCGGAAGAAUCCGCGGAUACUGAAAUCGUUGUCCUAGAAGAACCGGUGGAAACUUCCGAGGCAGCAUUAGACCCGGUACAAGAAAUGGACAAUUUGUUAGAAUAUUGUUUUUUGAAAGCUUGCAAGAGGUCCGUAAAGUCCAGCGAUUUGCCGAUGUUAGUAUCGAAUUUUUUCAAAAAUCAUUUGAUGGCGGCGUGUCCACCCGAUAAGAACAUAGACAUAAAAAAGUCCCGAUAUAAAAAGCUGUCGGUGUUCUUAGCGGAGAUGAAAGCGAGAGGUGUUAUCAAUACUUCUAUCACAAAAGGCGUUGAGAGUCUGUUGUCGAUUAAGUUCGAUCACGCGUUGAUAAGGAGAUUGGUGAUUUUAGAGGAACCUGCGCCAGUUGAACCGGUCGUGUCGAACACAGCGGUGGUCUCGGAGUGUUACAAAGUAACCGCGGACGUCGUGCCGAUAUUGUCAAAAUUCGGAUACGAAAAAGGGGACGUAAUGAAAAGAGCUGAGAUCAGAAAAUGUUUCACUGAAUACGUGAAAAAUGAGAACCUACAGGACGGAAAGAUAUUGAAAUUAAACCCGCAACUCGCAGGUAUCAUGAAAACCAAAGCGGACCAGGUCACCGUCACGAUGGAGGACGGAAUAAACAAAUUCAUAGGGCGUAUGACGCACAUGCACGAAGUUAUGCUAGCCGGGAACAAGCUGUUGCACACGGGCAAGUUGGAGCCCAUCGAUAUGAGGGUUACGGUUCGUUCCGGUGGGAAAAAGGUGACGCUGGUAAAUAACUUGGAGACUUUUGGAAUAAACCCGAAAGACUUUAGCAAAGAGUGCCAAAACAUAGGCGCCAGCGCAACGAUCACGGAUGAACCGGGAAAGAAAACUCCUAGCGUUCUCGUUCAAGGAAAUCAAAUCCUAUACGUGUACAAAUUACUCACCGAAAAAUAUCAAAUCAAGAAGAAUUAUAUAAGGGGGCUGGAAUUCGCGCCAAAAAAGCCAGGCGCGCAUAAAAAGUAGAUGGACGAUUGCUGCUGAAAUGUUGCGGUUCUCUCAGUCACUUCGAUAUUUGUACAAAACGACGAAAAUAAGAAGGUUACACUUACCUUUUCAAGAACUUCUCCGCUGUUGCGGAGAUCGCGUCUGCAAGCGGUUGCUGUCGUUACACAAUGUCUUCUUCGUAAAAAGAUUUUGCAUUAUUCGUUCAAUUUGAAUUCUAGAGAUAAAACGUAAAACACACAACCCCGUAUCUCACGAUUGUCCGAUUGGCACACGGCGUGCUCACGAAUAAAUAUGUUCUUAACGACAGAUAAA
Molecule: messenger RNA, 2216 nt
Organism: Megalopta genalis
Lineage: Eukaryota; Metazoa; Arthropoda; Insecta; Hymenoptera; Halictidae
Gene: eIF2D
Product: eukaryotic translation initiation factor 2D
Biological process (GO): translational initiation; formation of translation preinitiation complex
Molecular function (GO): translation initiation factor activity; RNA binding
Source: RefSeq, a predicted model, not a curated record